Messenger RNA from Branchiostoma floridae (Florida lancelet), 2074 nucleotides. RefSeq lists its product as uncharacterized. The coding region runs from base 224 to 1429 and encodes 401 amino acids. The transcript is spliced from 7 exons. The record is from RefSeq and is a predicted model, not a curated record. Lineage: Eukaryota; Metazoa; Chordata; Leptocardii; Amphioxiformes; Branchiostomatidae.
GUCUUUAUAUGUUGUGACGCACAGGUAGCAUUGUUGGGAAAUGACAUCUCACCUGCCCACCUCAACCAAUCAAUGCUUCUGUACCCUGUGACGUUGCUGUAAACUACGCAUUCUUCUAACAGGGUACUAGUAUUUUUUCUUACUUCAAGUCCCGACUUUUGAAGGGUGGAAGUGUUUUGAAGGGUGGAAGUGACGUUAUAGAUUUGUCCUUUCUUUGCUGACAAUGAGCUCGGAGAAGGCUGCAUACGCAGGCGAAGUUGCCGGCCGGGCCCGCCGAGACCGACCCGGCGCGGCCCGACCGGUGACGGUGGCCGUGGCGGCCGUGGCGGGGGUGCUGGUCGUGGCGGCCCUCGUCUUCCUCUUUCAUGGGGUAAAGCAUGUCCGUGAAAACUCCGCUCAACUGAAAGACCAGAUCCUGACGCUGAAGGAUCGUACCUUGGCCAUGGAGAUCAAGCAAGACGUCGCCGCUAAAGACAAGGAGAAAGCGUCCUCUCACAAGGAGGAAAUGACGGCCCUGAAAAUCCAACUGUCCUCGCACAAGGAGGAAGUGACGGCCCUGAAAAUCCACAUGUCGUCCCUGCAGACUCAACUAGACAGCGAACGUGCGGAGUUACAGAAGGAGAAAGCUGACGGGGCGUCUUUGAGGGAGAGACUGGCUGUGCUGGAAACCAAGUUCCAACUCGGGCAUGCUGAGGAACACAACUUCGGGAACUUUCGAGAGGGCGGGAAGCCGAACCAAGCUGACGGUGUCCCUGAACACAACGCCACCUUGCGGAGGUACAGGCGAUCCGACAACUCGGUCACGGCAACUGCAGGCCUCUUCCGGGGUCCUGAAGGACCGGCCGGACGAGACGGGCGGGACGGCCGCGAUGGUGCUCCCGGGCCGCCCGGGCCUCCCGGUCCGGCUGGUGGAUGUGGAGGGUGUGGAGGACAAUCCUGCCCACAGCAGCCGUGCACUGCAGUACCUCUAGGUAUGGAGAGCGGCGCUAUUCCUGAUGGCCACCUUACUGCAUCCACUUCGUGGGGCAGUUCAGGUCAUGACGCCAGCAAAGCUCGCCUUCAUUCCCAUGAGGGCGCCGGAGCCUGGUGCGCUGCACAGAACAACAACCAGCAAUGGUUACAGGUUGACGUGGGAGCAGAGACUACUGUAGCUGGAGUUAUCACCCAGGGUAGGUCCAGUAACAUCUAUCCACAAAGGGUGACCUCCUACAAACUACGCUUCAGCAGAGACGGAAUCACGUGGUCUACAUACCUGGAUAAACUGGGACGUGAGAGGAUCUUCGCUGGCAACUCUGAUCAGGACACCGAAGUACGCCACCUGUUGGACCCGCCGGUAACUGCACGUUACGUCAGGUUCUGGCCGCAGACAUGGAAUCAGCACAUCAGCAUGCGGGUGGAGGUCCUGGGACAGGACUGCACCGGUGACUAGACACAGCAUGCAGACGUGGAGAUUCCCAAAGCACAGAUUUGCACAUAACAGGAUACAUAAUGUAUCUGCUUCGCAGUUUGAACUGAAGCACAUUUUCUUAUAAUUACUUAUUGUGAUAGUUCACACCUAUGAUGUGUUUUCUUAAAACUGUUAUCAUCUUUGGUUAUCAUCUCGGUAAAAAAAGUAACAUUGUUUUUGGUAUGUUUGUUUGGUUUAGCUAUGUGUUUGCAGUUAUUUGAGGUGGCCUAGGUGGGUUCAGAAACUGUACAUGUAUCUCAUGAGUCAUGGCUACACUGAGAGUUACUUAACGUAUUUUGGGUUACCGAUUUAAAACUUGUGACAACAAUGUUCAGCCUAUUUUAUAUUAAUAUCAUGUCCUGGUGAUUACAGCAUUACAUUUUAUAUUGUAGCCGACGUGUAUUGUGUAGUGCUUGAUGAAAAUGUCAAUGGCUUCAUGAUGUAAAGAAGGAUGACUACAUUCCUUGUUUUUAUAUGCUGGUGUUGCUGUACUUAGUUACUACACUGCCUUUAGUCGUGGAGAAAUUUUGACUAAUGUUUUCAAAAAUGUAGCUACUUCAUUUGUACAUGUGCACUCAGAACCUUUCAGGCAUUUAUAUUCCGAAAUAAAGCAGACUGUUCCACAUA